CUCGUAGGCUGGCUUUGUCGGACGGCGCAAAAGGCCUCCUAGCUUUUGCUGCCCCCGCGGCACCGAGCUGCGAUUUUCCUCAAACGCGUAGACGCGCAAAAAAGCGCCCCGCGGCGCCCCGCUCCACCCGAACCCCACUCCUCUCUCCUCACUCUCGUUUCCCCUUUUCCCAUCGCGCAACCAUGUGGCGGCGGUGCCAAUCCCUCGCCCUUCGCCGAUAAACGCCGCCUCCGUAGAUGCCCGCAACCGAUUCUCACCGCCGCUAUCGCCGCCGCCGCCGCCGCCGCUCUUCCGGUGAGACGAGGAGGAGGAAUCUGCCGCUCUUGCCGCUGCGAUUAUGACGAUGAUGCCGGCGUCGGAGCCGAGCGCCGCCGCGGUCGGGGACGAGGACCCGUCGCUCUCGAAGCGGGUCGCUGACCGUUACCUGAAGCGCGAAGUCCUCGGGGAAGGCACCUAUGGCGUCGUCUUCAAGGCCAUCGACACCAAGACUGGGCAAACAGUUGCAAUUAAGAAGAUUCGGCUGGGAAAGUACAAGGAAGGUGUAAAUUUUACUGCUCUUAGGGAAAUUAAACUCCUUAAGGAGCUUAAGGACCCAAAUAUUAUUGAGUUAAUUGAUGCUUUCCCUCACAAGGGUAACCUGCAUCUUGUAUUUGAGUUCAUGGAGAGUGACCUGGAGGCUGUUAUUCGUGAUAGAAAUAUCGUUCUUUCACCAGCUGACAUAAAGUCAUAUCUUCAAAUGACAUUGAAAGGGCUUGCAUACUGCCAUAAAAAAUGGGUCCUGCACAGGGAUAUGAAACCCAAUAACCUACUGAUUGCUGCUGAUGGACAGCUUAAGCUUGCAGACUUUGGUCUGGCACGCAUUUUUGGCAGCCCAGAUCGCAAGUUUACUCACCAGGUUUUUGCUCGUUGGUAUAGGGCACCUGAACUGUUGUUUGGCACCAAGCAAUAUGGAGCUGGGGUAGACGUGUGGGCUGCAGGCUGUAUAUUUGCUGAACUCCUCCUUAGACGACCCUUUUUACAGGGUUCCAGUGAUAUUGAUCAACUAGGAAAGAUAUUUGCAGCUUUUGGGACUCCAAAGCCAUCUCAGUGGCCAGAUAUGGUUUACCUUCCAGAUUAUGUUGAAUACCAACAUGUUCCUGCACCUCCCCUGCGUUCACUGUUUCCUAUGGCGAGUGAUGAUGCUUUAGAUCUAUUGUCAAAGAUGUUCACAUAUGACCCCAAAGCAAGGAUAUCCGUGCAACAGGCACUAGAGCAUAGGUAUUUUUCAUCUGUACCUGCACCAACAAAGCCAUCAUUGCUUCCAAGGCCACCUCGUAAGGGGGACUCGCUUAAUCACAGGCCAUCAGAAUUCAAUUCACAGGAGGGCCCUCUUGUUUUGUCUCCGCCAAGGAAGUUGAGGAGGGUGACUGUUCAUCAUCAUGAAGGAUUGGAAGGAAAUGUAUACCAACAAGAUAAGGCUGAUGAGCAUAUGGGGGAAGAAAGACAUGGUGAGACUACUGGUCAGAGUGGUAAUAUGCCAAUGUCAAUAGACUUGGGAGCGGUGUUCGGCUCACGUCCGAUUCCUAGACCAACUCUGAACAGUGCUGAUAGGUCACAUUUGAAGAGAAAGCUUGAUUUGGAUGCGGAAUUUGAAUAACCCCAGUGAGAGCAGCCUGAGAAGACACAUGCCAUAUGCUGCUUGUCUGAACUUUAAGAUGUCAUAUUGAGUUCACCAUUUAUGAAAUUUGUUUACAAAAAACUGAGUAGCAGGUCCCAGCAAAGGUGCAAAACUUGUACUUGAGAAAGAGGCUCCAUUGGAUCAGACAUGGUUGUAUUUGGCAUGUGUAGAAUGGGUAAUAGGAAAUCCAUUUUUUUAUACGGUUGUACACUAGCAUAUAGAGACUGCCCUCAAUUCCAAAAGCUUUGCUUUGGACAUGUAAUUUAUUUGAUCUAUUUUUUCUUGUGAAAAUAGCGAGGACGGUUGGACAAUGAUGUAAGCAAUGGUUUGAAUUUAUGUUGGAUGGUAGAAUGAAGUCUUGGCUUUUUAAGAUUAGUAUGGUGCUUGUUGCUACUUAUUGUUCUAUAGAUAGUGAGGUUAAUUGUUGGA
Phoenix dactylifera (date palm) is the source of this 2086-nucleotide messenger RNA. RefSeq names its product cyclin-dependent kinase D-1-like. Gene Ontology annotation, cellular component: transcription factor TFIIH holo complex; transcription factor TFIIK complex; cytoplasm. Lineage: Eukaryota; Viridiplantae; Streptophyta; Magnoliopsida; Arecales; Arecaceae. The record is from RefSeq and is a predicted model, not a curated record. Gene Ontology annotation, molecular function: cyclin-dependent protein serine/threonine kinase activity; ATP binding; RNA polymerase II CTD heptapeptide repeat kinase activity. Gene Ontology annotation, biological process: protein phosphorylation; positive regulation of transcription by RNA polymerase II.